Messenger RNA from Toxorhynchites rutilus septentrionalis, 1794 nucleotides. It is a transcript of the gene Fsn, whose product is annotated as F-box/SPRY domain-containing protein 1. NCBI's taxonomy places the organism in Eukaryota, Metazoa, Arthropoda, Insecta, Diptera, Culicidae. Gene Ontology annotation, cellular component: synapse; SCF ubiquitin ligase complex. Gene Ontology annotation, biological process: proteasome-mediated ubiquitin-dependent protein catabolic process; synapse assembly involved in innervation. Bases 176 to 952 code for a protein of 258 amino acids. The transcript has 4 exons. The record is from RefSeq and is a predicted model, not a curated record. Gene Ontology annotation, molecular function: protein binding.
GAAAAAUUUUCUAUCCUCUGUCAAAACAGUGCAGAAGAAAGAAAUAAAACUUGUGCAAAUGCUAAGCUGAGAAGUUUUUGUUGAGAGUGGAGGUGAAGGCAAAUAUAUAAAACAUACGAGGCGAUUUCUGUUUUCCACCUGCUACAAUCACACCGUCGAACCUGGAGCAUCGGCUAUGGAUGACGACCUUACGGAGUACGCGCCGGAUAUCCCGGACAAUGUGCUGGAGUUGAUUUUUUCCUACCUGAAGCUGCAGGAUUUGCGGAAUUGUGUGCUGGUGUGCAAGAGCUGGAAUCGUUUCCUGAACGAUGAAAACAAUGAGGUGUGGCGAACGCAGUGCAUGCAGAAACUGUCGCCGGAUGCGUUUAAGACGGAUUUGCUUUCGGUAGUGCCCACGUACAAGGGCAAGCUGCGGGCGUUUUACCACGCAUGGAAUCCUUACGAUUGCAGUCGGCAUGUUUACAUUAAGCCCAAUGGGUUUUCCUUGCAUAGAAAUCCAGUGGCCCAGAGUACGGAUGGUUCCCGUGGGAAAAUCGGUUUCCAGCACGGAAGACAUGCGUGGGAGGUCAGAUGGGAGGGCCCAUUGGGAACGGUUGCUGUGGUCGGGAUCGCAACAAAGGACGCUGCAAUACAAUGUCACGGAUAUUACGCUUUGUUAGGAGCUGACGAUCAGAGUUGGGGUUGGAACUUGGUCGAUAAUCUGCUGCUCCACAAUGGUGACGCGCAUGGGAUCUAUCCAUUGCUCAAUAAUGCGCCGAAAUACAAAGUGGGUGAGAGAAUUCGUGUGAUUCUGGAUUGCGAUGAUAAUACUCUUUCGUUUGAAAAGAACUACGAAUUUUUAGGAGUGGCUUUCACAGAUUUACCCGACAAGGUAUUCUAUCCGACGGUGGCAGCCGUGUACGGUAACACGGAGAUCUCGAUGGUUUAUCUUGGUCCGCCGCUGGAUGGCUAAACAAACAAAAAAAAAUUAAACAAGCAAGAAUAGAAAAAAGACAAGUAGCAGCUAGGAUAGGAAAACAAAAAUAAACAGAUCGAAUCAACUUCGCCCACUUUUCAAGAUGUCCACGAACGAAGAACAAGCGAUAAGCGGAAACUUCUUAUCUGUCCGAGCGAUAUUUCGAUUAAGCUAGUAUUCGCGCGGAAGUAAUGUAACAGUUGAAGAAUCAACACUCCAGCAACACAAUCUCUCUUUACGAAUGAUAACUGUAGUGUCAGAUUUUUGAUAUAUUGCAACCACUAGAAAGCAGCGAGGAAAUUUUGUAUAGGAUUUUAAAAAGCGAGCACUGAGAUUGUUGCCAUACUAGUAUUAGCGCUGGUCAUUAUAUGCUUUAAUUUUAUUUAUAGUUUUUUUUGUUUAGUUCUAGUUACAAUCAUUGGUUAGUAUAGAAAUAAGAAUAGGUCGAAUUUUGAGGCUAUACAUACAGUAUUUUGUAUUUUAUGUGUUUACGUGAACUUAUUUAUUUUAGUAAUUUUUGCAUCGUAAAAGUGAUUACAUUCCAGUUGCAUUUUACCAAAGAUUUCUGUCUGAUUCUAGAAUUAAUCGUUUGCGCUAACAUUCCUGUUGAAUUAGGCUCUAUAUAUGUAUAUGUACACAACAUAAGUCCACAAGAAUUAUUCGUUCAAACCGCUGGGAGAAAUUCUGUCAUGUUAUGAGAUUAAUUAUAUCACCAUAAACUCAGCUGAAUUGUAACAAAUCGAUGAAAUAUAUUAUGAACAAAGGAAAAUUGGCAACGUGCUUCACUGGCACGCACGCACGUCUGUCAGUCUGAUUUUAAUAAAUGUUAUAUUUAAUUA